AUGCCCUGCUUCAAAGGGCUCGCCGUGAGCAUCCACACCCCGGAUGGACCAAUCUCCGAAUACUCCAUUCAACGCCAAUCUCGAGCUUCACGGAUAGGUUGUUUCAUUCCCGUUCCUCCGCCCAAAGUCCCCGAAUCCGGGUCAGCUAAAGCAGAACAAUCAACCUUCGCCAUUUCCAUUACCCUCCUCAACCCCGAGCAAGAUGUUCCAUACUCCACCCCGAAGCCGACAGCGGACUGCCCCUCCCCGAAACCAAAACAAGUGGGCAAGUUGGCUGGUGAGCCAGGUCAAAUUGCCGGAGCGGUCGCACCCUAUCAGGGCCUGACUAAGUCGCCGAACGAGACCGUGGCUGCAUACAUUUAUUUCGACGGGAGACAGAAAGAGGAAGUGGCCACACUGCUGCGGAGGGGAGAGGAGACCUGGGUGAACUCGCGCUGGGUCAGCGUACCCGAUUCUGAAGGCGGAGGGAUUGCCGAGCGUGAAUUCCUGUUCCGCGAAGUUGGCCUGGAACGCUGGCUCAACGGGUUGGACCUAGAAGGCAAGGAUGCAGCGGCCAAGAUUGAACGCAGACGUCAGAAGAUCGAGAAGCGACGUGUAAAGCGCGAGGAGGAGCAGACCGCCAUGGAAUUGGAAGACAAUCAUCCGGCCAGAUCCAAAUCCAUUAUGCGAUAUGGCAACGAUGAGAAGUCGCCCCUCGAAGAUGUUUCCGAUGACGAUCUUUCAUCCGACUCGGACGAUGACGAUCCUAUCCCCGAGACAGCGGGCCAGAUCAAGGUCGCUUUAUUCCGGGUGUUGGCAUCGGGAGAAAUCAAGCGGGGCGAGUACUCGCCGCAAUUCGAUGCACACGAUGACGAAGAAGGUGGCCAAGAAAACAGCAGUGGAGGGGAUGCCGAUGUUGAUCAUACCACGAGCUUCGCAAAGCCCAAAUCACUCGAUCCCAAGACCAUCAGCACGCAGACCGUUACUGGAAUUGACCCCAGUGAUAAACCAUACGCCAUUUUCACUUUCAUGUACCGAGGUGAACGACAACUACAAAAGAUGGGUAUAUUGAAAGAUACGAAAGCGCAAGAGACACCUGGUCACACAAAGCGCAAAUCGAUCCAUGAUGAUCUUGCAAACCUUGGUCCGAUCAAGCCUGGCGGAGCUGUUGGAUUCUUGAACUUCCGGGACAACGAACCCAAGGCGCGCACGGGCAAGAAGAGCGACGAUGACAUGGAUAGCGAUGAUGAUGAUACCGACAACCCAAUCCUUGGCAAGGCAGAUGAUGAAGAAGCCAAGGACGAUGAUCGGUUCUUGUCUCCAGAUGACAUCAAACGUCAAGGCGAGCUGGCGGAGAGCAUGCGGAAGAUUCGACUCAAGCGUCAACACUCUGCCGAACCCCCCGGAGGCAGUGUUGGCGACUCUGUUGAUACCCCAGCCUCUGGUUCUGGAUCGACCCCUCCGGCAAUUGAACGCUCGACCACACCUCCGAAGGGUGCUAUCACUACCACCGGAGCUGAGGCAUCUCAGCCAGCAGCCGAACUUUCGGACGCACUCUUCGGAAGUCCUUUGAAGAAGCAGCGGGCGAGUGUCUCUACAGCGGACGAGAAUGCGCUGAGACGCCGAAUCGCCGAGUCAUCCGGUAGAAUCAACGAAGUCCUCGGUUCUUCUGCACCCGAACCAACACCGAGCAUCUCGACAUUCGGUACCGAAUUCAGUCUUACGCCUGAGCUUUCGGCUGGACCCCCAGCCAACGAUGAGGAACUGUAA
Molecule: messenger RNA, 1749 nt
Organism: Penicillium soppii
Lineage: Eukaryota; Fungi; Ascomycota; Eurotiomycetes; Eurotiales; Aspergillaceae
Exons: 3
Coding region: 1-1749 (582 amino acids)
Source: RefSeq, a predicted model, not a curated record